Cylicocyclus nassatus is the source of this 405-nucleotide messenger RNA. The record is from the annotation of a GenBank genome assembly. NCBI's taxonomy places the organism in Eukaryota, Metazoa, Nematoda, Chromadorea, Rhabditida, Strongylidae.
AUGGUGCGAGACCUAAACUUACAGGGCCGUCGACGUCAUCGGGAUAUGAAUAGUAAUGCGAUGCCGAAAGACGGGUUGGGUAAAAAGUUGGUAGAGAUUCGAGCCAAGUGCUUCAAUGUCACCUCGGCUGUGCAGAAGCAUACAAAUCGAUGUCCAUGGUGCCCUGAUCCAUCCGAUGUGACCAUCGUUGAACAAAGGAUGCCAGAAGAACCCUCUGCCUUUUUGACUUCAAUCCUAAUGCAGCUGAGUCAAGAUCUUGUGCCUGCAACCAUGUUGUUACUGGCUACCAUUGCCAUACUGGCCUCCUUAGGCUUCGCUUUCGUGCUGCUUGCAAUUUUGAGGCAGAAGAGGAGUAUUCGCCAAGUUGCUGUUAAACCUCGCCAUCAGCCAUCUAGUUACUUGUGA